Pichia membranifaciens NRRL Y-2026 is the source of this 795-nucleotide messenger RNA. RefSeq lists its product as hypothetical. Gene Ontology annotation, molecular function: ditrans,polycis-polyprenyl diphosphate synthase [(2E,6E)-farnesyl diphosphate specific] activity. The coding region runs from base 1 to 795 and encodes 264 amino acids. Gene Ontology annotation, cellular component: lipid droplet; dehydrodolichyl diphosphate synthase complex; endoplasmic reticulum. NCBI's taxonomy places the organism in Eukaryota, Fungi, Ascomycota, Pichiomycetes, Pichiales, Pichiaceae. The transcript has a single exon. The record is from RefSeq and is a predicted model, not a curated record.
AUGGCGGACUGGUUGGCUUCAUUCCCCUUGACACAGCAUUUGCUAGAACUGGGAAAAAGCCAAAUUUGCAAAAGUUUGAGGACCGGACCGAUACCACAACACAUUGGAUUCAUCAUGGAUGGGAACAGAACAUAUGCUAGGAUAAAACACAUUGAAUUGAAGGAAGGCCAUAGUGCUGGAUUUGAAAGUAUGGCCAAGAUUUUAGAAGUCUGCUACGAUUGUGGAGUGAAAUGUGCUACAGUUUUUGCGUUUUCGAUUGAGAAUUACAAACGAUCCAGUUAUGAAAUUCAGUGGUUGAUGGAACUGGCGAAGACGAAGUUUAAACAAGUUGUCGGAAACGGAGAGAUGUGUGAACAAUUUGGAGUUCAGAUUAGGAUCCUAGGGGACCUUGAGCUGCUUCCGGAUGACGUUCGAGAUGUGUUGCUGGAAGCACAGAGAAUAACACAACACAAUACCAGAGCUAUAUUAAAUGUCUGUUGGUCUUAUGCCUCGAGAGAUGACAUGACACAUUCUGUGAGGGAAAUUGUAGGAAAAACGGCAAAAAACCGGUUACCGGUUAAAGAUAUAGACGAAGAUUGCAUAUCCAAGCAUUUGUACACCGGGUCUUCACCACCGCUAGAUUUAUUGAUCAGAACAUCAGGGGUUUAUCGGUUGAGUGAUUUCAUGCUUUGGGAAUGUAGCAAGGAAGGGUGCGAUAUAGAAAUUUUGGAUGUUCUUUGGCCACAGUUCAAUGCCCUGAAUAUGGUAUGGAUAUUGAUCAAGUGGAGUUUCAACAAGACAUACAACAACAGAUAA